Ostrinia nubilalis (European corn borer) is the source of this 2817-nucleotide messenger RNA. RefSeq names its product trans-Golgi network integral membrane protein TGN38-like. Lineage: Eukaryota; Metazoa; Arthropoda; Insecta; Lepidoptera; Crambidae. The transcript is spliced from 4 exons. The record is from RefSeq and is a predicted model, not a curated record. Bases 172 to 1734 code for a protein of 520 amino acids.
AUUACAGACAGCAAAAUUAAAUGACAUUGACAGAUAAUUUCCUAAAAAAAGAAGUUCGUCGUUUCUGGUUUUAUCGUAUUUCAUUUCCUCCAAGAUUCUAUCGUGUUUACUGAAUCGUGUUGUGAAAAGUGUAAUUAUCCUCUUGUGAUUUAUAAAAACUGAAUAGGUACAAUGUUUCGCUACUUUGCUGCUCUGAUAUUAGUGACGUUUUAUUCGAAGAGUUCGGGUGCACCUGCAAAUGGAACCGAUCUUUCUACUUUGCUAAGCAAGCUUGCAAGCACCUGUGAGAACCAAUUUAUUUCCACACAAAUCACCAGUAAACUAAAGGAAUGCCAUGUAAAUGUUCCUCCGUAUGACGAGAAAAAAAUUCAAUGUAUGUUGUUCUAUGACAUAAACAAACAACUAUGUACUGCAGUGGGAGCAUCAAAACUGGCUCUCACCGAAGAUUUUUCCCCUAAAAUAAAGAAGGAACAAGACGUCUCCAAACUCUGUAUUGGUGCCAAAGAUUGGCAAUUCACUGAUUUGGGGGAGGUGUACAAAAAAUAUGUCAAUCUUGUGUUCACUAAUCCAAUAAUGUGUGCUAGAGUGUGCAGUGUUGACAACAAUGACUUCAUGAAUGUGGAAUCUAAUUUCUAUUGCAAGUACUUUAAAUGGGGUGCGGAGACAUUAAAGUUACAGGUAAUCGCUGCUCCUACUCAGUCUGGUUCUGCUGCUGCAGAACUUCUGCCUACUGGAACAGAUGUAAUUAAAAAGCCUGAAGUAGUACCUGAGGUUCCUCAUGCACAAAGCGGCCCAGAUGUUUCUGCUAAAGAUUCAGCUGUUCCUAAACCCAAACCGGAAAACUCAGCGGAUAUUGAUGUCAAACCAGAAGGUGUUAUUGAUGUGAAACCAGAAGCUGUUAUUGAUGUCAAACCAGAUACUGCUGACAGUGCUGUGACUUCAAAAAAAGCAAAUCCUGAAGCCACUGCUAAUGCGGAAACAAAUCCAGAAUUGCCUAUUGCGGAACAUCCCUUGAAUAACAUAGUCCCAGCUCCUACUGCCAACCCUGAAAAACCAGCAGCUAGCCAUAUCCAUAAUACUGCUGGUGAUGCUAACAGUGCAGCAUCAGUGGAUGGCACCCAAAAUAACCCAAUAGGCCACCUGGGAACCGAACCUGGAAACAAGCCAGAACGCACCAGUGUAUCUAAAGUUGAUACUGCUGCCGUUCCUAAGAAACAGGAAGGUGAAGUGGCUCCCAACGGCUCGCUUAACAGUCAACUCGGUAAACCAAAUGCAAAUGAGGCAGACCCUGAUGACUACCAAAAUGAAUUAGAUUCAGAAGAAGUUAGAAAUGGAAUAUCAGAUAAUCAAGGUGGUGACGAUGGUGAUGAUCAAUCUUUAGGAGAGGCGGACCUAAAGCCAGACCCAAAAGCUAACAAGAAUAUGGAUUCAUCCAUCUCACAGUUUAAUGUGAAUGAUAUGUCUCAAAAAGAAUAUUACCCUAGUGAUGCGUUCCCAGAGGAUGAUGACCAUUUCUUCUCAUUCUUCUUGACUGCCAUCAUCAUGGUAGUGCUGCUCUACAUUCUCUACCACAACAAGAGCAAAGUAAGCAAAGUGAUCAUGGGUCUAAUAGUGGAGGGCAGACAGCCUGGUCGCCGCCGCAACAGCCGUGGUCACGCGUACAAACGCCUGGACACCUUAGAGCAAGCUAUGAGCGCUAACAGUGCCACCCCUCCCAGCAAAAUCAUCUACUGAACUGGUAGUAGGCAAACAUCGAACGACGUACCUCUAGUCGGAGAUUAAAACUAACGUGUCUCAUCAAGUUGUAAAGAACAAAUUAUUUAAUUAAUACUGCAAAAUAAAAUAGCCCGUCCGCAUUCCACGCAGAGUUGUAGAGAGGAGAACCGACUUAAAACACCUACACCUCGGGUACUCUUGUCGUAUAAACCUCUACAAAAUAGUUGUAUAAUCAUCUUUAUCAGCCUUCUCAGUAUUCACAUGUAUAAUGACUGAGCUGUCACAAUUUGGGUGAAUAUUUUUUUGAGGUUACGAUCUUGGACCCAGACAAAAGUUUUUGUAUUAAAACACCAGAAUCCACCAGAAAAUGAGAAAUCUGGAAUAAUUAUUGUAAAUUCUUAAAAGAUGCAUAAAUUGAAAACAUUUUCAUAGCAUUGUGGAUAAUAACAUAAUGUAAACGUCAGAUCUGGUGACAGUAAAGCUGUAAAAGUCUGCCUUUCACCCAACUGAUACAUGGGGUUGGUAGCUAUAUUUGCAUGAAAUGCAAUUAAUAAAAUAGAAAUAGGAUUAUUUAUAAGAUUAACAUUUUUACUCUUCAAAAUUUUCUGGUCUUUUAGACAUUCUUUGAUAGCUCAAUAUUUUUAAUUGAAUUGGAAAUAUGGAUCGAAUUUCUUUUUCCUAAAAUUCUUAUGAUUAUUUCUGGUCCUUUAAACCCACGAUGACGAUUUUUUAUCAUAAAUUAUUUGUGGUAUAUGCCACUACAUUUCUAAUUGUUCAUUAUCUUGUCACAUUCUAUUAUUUUUAUCUUUAUCUUUGGCUUUUUGUUUAAGUUAUAAACUCUUACUAGGGGUACUAUACCUGCUUGCGAUAUUGAGUAUGCUGUACUUAAAACGAGUUAAUUUUACUAUUCAUUCAUGACUUUUCUAACUUAUUGCGUAUAACGUCUUGGAAAAAUCAUGAAAUCAGGAUUUAUAGCAUACAACAAAAAUUAUUUCUAAUUUAUUAGUAAAGCCUAAUAUUUCAAUAGCGCAAGUCAGGCGUGGAUUCUAUAUGAGUUCAGGAAGUGGUGUAGUAUAAUAAUAUGUAGAAAUUGUAUUAUAU